CUUCCGCUCGCCUCCUCCUUGCGCUGUCACUACAUAAAGGACCGCCUGCCUGUCAGCAAUUCACGCUUCUUCUUCUCUCUUUUUCCAUCCGCACACACGUCUCUGCUACUGCUCCCUAAGGAAUAUCCGCUACCAGCGAAUCUUCUUCUACUCUACCCAACUUCACCCAUUCUACAGCGAUAACCGCUUAAUCCGCGACCAUGCAAAUCUUCGUCAAGACCCUCACCGGCAAGACCAUCACCCUCGAGGUGGAGUCUUCCGACACUAUCGACAAUGUGAAGUCCAAGAUCCAGGACAAGGAGGGCAUUCCUCCUGACCAGCAGCGUCUGAUCUUCGCUGGCAAGCAACUCGAGGAUGGCCGAACUCUGUCCGACUACAACAUCCAGAAGGAGUCCACCCUCCACCUGGUCCUCCGCCUCCGUGGUGGUAUGCAGAUUUUCGUCAAGACUCUCACCGGCAAGACCAUCACCCUCGAGGUGGAGUCAUCCGAUACCAUUGACAACGUCAAGUCCAAGAUCCAGGACAAGGAGGGUAUCCCUCCCGACCAGCAGCGUCUCAUCUUUGCUGGUAAGCAGCUUGAGGACGGUCGCACCCUGAGCGAUUACAACAUCCAGAAGGAGUCUACCCUCCACCUUGUCCUUCGUCUUCGUGGUGGUAUGCAGAUCUUUGUCAAGACUUUGACCGGCAAGACAAUCACACUGGAAGUGGAGUCAUCUGAUACCAUCGACAACGUCAAGUCAAAGAUUCAGGACAAGGAGGGUAUCCCCCCUGACCAGCAGCGCCUCAUCUUCGCUGGUAAGCAGCUGGAAGACGGUCGCACCCUGAGCGACUACAACAUCCAGAAGGAGAGCACCCUGCACUUGGUCCUCCGCCUGCGUGGUGGCCAGUAAGGUGUCUGCGAUGGAUUACAGUAAUGAUUAUUUGGGCGUUUUAUGGAACUUCACGACAAAUAUGGGAACCUGACCACUUGGAUGGUCGUCAGUACUUUAUGCUAGCACAUUUCUGCGUUGCCGAUUUUUAGGCGCGCGUCAAUACAAGCACAUUCCGUUCAGAAGAACGGGUUUAACUUGCAAAC
Molecule: messenger RNA, 1075 nt
Organism: Trichoderma atroviride IMI 206040
Lineage: Eukaryota; Fungi; Ascomycota; Sordariomycetes; Hypocreales; Hypocreaceae
Source: RefSeq, a predicted model, not a curated record